AUGUCAGUCAAUCCCGCGAACCCACCACGACCUGCUCUUCGAGCAGCCGACAAAGAAACGUUUGCAUAUUUCACUGCAACACACAGAUGGCGAGAUAUUAUAAAAAAAGGUAUUGACAAUAUUCGAGAUUCACUUAAUUAUUCGGAAAUUGAUAAAAAUGAAGAAGGAAAAAAAAUUAUGGCUUCUAUGGAAGAAUUAAUAAAUCAAAUUCAAAGAAAUGAUCAAUUAACUCAAAUUGAAGACGAUGGAAGACCAGAUAUUUUAAACUGGACCGAUGCCUUAAAUACUUACUUUAAAGGUGAAAAUUGGUUCACAGCAUCUUGGUUAUUCGCUGAAUGUUAUUUAUAUCGUCGAAUUAUUUCGAUAAUUACAAAUACAAAACAUUGGCGAAAUUAUGAUCCUUAUUUCCGUCAAAAAGAAGAAUCUUUCAAAUUAUCUUUUUCUGGUAUACUUGAAUUUUCGAAACGUAUCGAUGAAAUAAUUUCUUCUUCAAAAGUAAAAAUAGAUGAUAGUAUAAUUUUUUAUGAACUUGCUCAAAUAUCACUCUGGGGGAAUGCAACUGAUUUAUCUAUGUUACCAAAUUUUGGUACUGAUGAAAAUAUUGAGACAAAACGAUUUGAAGAAUCGAAAAAAAAUAUUUUGGUGAAUGAUUUGGAAAAGGCAUGGAAAUGGUUAUCGAAAUAUAGGUUUGAAUUAUAUAGCGAUUUAAUUUUUUCGGAUUGGUUAAUUCAAUCAGGGUACGUGUCUGAAGUUUAUUUACACAUAAAACCAAUUCCAUGGUUCGUUUCAGAUACAACAUUGGACGAUUUCAAUUGGUUAUUUAAAACACUUAAAAGUAAUGAUUUCUUUUCAUCUGCUUCUGAAAUUGAAAAAUCCUCCCUCGAGAAACUUGUUGAUCGUUGGCAAUCGUACAUCGCCAAUUCAAAAUGGAUCAUUACUUCCGAUUUUUUUUGGACUUCUCCGUAUUCCUUUUGGCACUUGGAAGAAACGGCUCCUGAAUUGUAUGCUGAUUUAUGUAAAUCUCAUCUUGUUAUAUUCAAGGGUGAUUUAAAUUAUAGAAAAUUAGUAUACGAUUGUAAAUGGGAAACUGUUACACCUUUUAAAGAAGCUAUAGGUCCAUUAGCAAAUUCGAAAAAUGCAUUACCAUUGUUAUCUUUGAGGACCGGAAAAUCUGAUGUGUUCGUAGGACUUGAUGAAGAAGUUGAAGAAAGGUUAGGUCCAGAUAAAAGCUGGAUGUAUUCUGGAAAAUAUGCGGUUAUUCAAUUUAGUGAAGGGAGUAAAUGA
Molecule: messenger RNA, 1284 nt
Organism: Dentiscutata heterogama
Lineage: Eukaryota; Fungi; Glomeromycota; Glomeromycetes; Diversisporales; Gigasporaceae
Source: the annotation of a GenBank genome assembly